Messenger RNA from Triticum aestivum (bread wheat), 1713 nucleotides. RefSeq names its product protein NRT1/ PTR FAMILY 5.2-like. Gene Ontology annotation, molecular function: transmembrane transporter activity. Gene Ontology annotation, cellular component: membrane. The record is from RefSeq and is a predicted model, not a curated record. Gene Ontology annotation, biological process: transmembrane transport. Bases 16 to 1686 code for a protein of 556 amino acids. Lineage: Eukaryota; Viridiplantae; Streptophyta; Magnoliopsida; Poales; Poaceae. The transcript has 3 exons.
GAGGUGUUCGAGCGGAUGGCGCACUAUGGCAUCGCGUCCAACCUGGUGCUGUACCUGACGAGGGAGCUGCACGAGGGCACGGUGCGCUCCGCCAACAACGUCACCAACUGGGCCGGCACCAGCCUCAUCACGCCCGUCCUCGGCGCCUACAUCGCCGACGCCCACCUCGGACGCUACCGCACCUUCAUGGCCGCCUCCGCCAUCUACCUUCUCGGAAUGUGCCUGCUGACCAUGGCCGUGUCGCUGCCGUCGCUGAAGCCGCCGGCGUGCGGCACCGGCACGGCGGACCCGAGCUGCGAGCGCAAGGCGUCGAGCCUGCAGCUGGGCGUGUUCUUUCUGGCCCUGUACACCCUCGCCGUCGGCACAGGCGGCACCAAGCCCAACAUCUCCACCAUCGGCGCCGACCAGUUCGACAAGCACGAGCCGCGGGAGCGCCGGCAGAAGCUCUCCUUCUUCAACUGGUGGAUGUUCAGCAUCUUCCUAGGCACGCUCUUCGCCAACACCGUCCUCGUCUACAUCCAGGACAAGAUCGGCUGGACCGUCGGCUACGCGCUCCCCACCAUCGGCCUCGCCGUCUCCAUCGCCGUGUUCACCGCCGGAACGCCCCUGUACCGCCACAAGCCGACCUCACCCGAGCUGCCACCCGAGAGCUCCCUCGCCAAGAUGGCCGGGGUCAUCGUCGCCGCCGUCCGCAAGUGCCGCGUCCCGGCGCCCGCGGACCCGCGCGACCUGCACGAGCUCGACCCCGAGCACUACGACAGGAAAAAGACGUCCUCGCUGCCCCACACGCCGAAUUUCAGUGUGCUGAGCAAAGCGGCGGUGAGGACCGGGACCGGGAGCACGUCGCGGUGGUCGCUGAGCACGGUGACGCAGGUGAAGGAGACGAAGCAGAUGCUCAAGAUGCUUCCCGUGCUGUUCAUCACGUUCGUGCCGAGCGCGAUGCUGGCCCAGAUCAACACGCUGUUCGUGAAGCAGGGCACGACGCUGGAGCGGCGCGUCGGCGGCUUCGACAUCCCGCCGGCGAGCCUGCAGGGGUUCGUGACCGUCUCCAUGCUCGUCUCCGUCGUGCUCUACGACCGCCUCUUCGUGCCCUGCACGCGGCGCCUGACAAAGAACCCGCGGGGCAUCUCGCUGCUCCAGCGGAUGGGCGUCGGGCUCGUCCUCCACAUCGCGAUCAUGGUGGUCGCGUCGGCGACUGAGCGGCGCCGCCUGGCCGUGGCGCGCGAGAACGGCGUGCUCGACAGCAGGGGCACGAUGGUCCCGCUCUCCAUCUUCGUGCUGCUCCCGCAGUUCGUGUUCAUGGGCGUCGCCGACGCCUUCCUGGAGGUGGCCAAGAUCGAGUUCUUCUACGACCAGGCGCCCGAGGGGAUGAAGAGCCUCGGCACGUCCUACGCCAUGAUCAGCCUCGGCGUCGGCAACUUCCUCAGCAGCUUCCUGCUGUCGACGGUGUCGCGCGUCACGCGGCGGCGCGGAGGAGGACAUGGAGGCUGGAUCCAGAACAACCUCAACGCCUCGCGGCUGGACCUCUACUACGCCUUCUUCGCCGUGCUCAACUGCGCCAACCUCCUCGUCUUCUUCGCCGUGUGCCGGAUGUACGUGUAUAACGCGGACAUCGCUGACGGUGGCAAGGAGAAGCAGGGGAGGCCAGGAAUGGUGAAGGAGCCAACCGUACCAGCUACAGAGUAGUAUCUCCUGGGAAUUAGCACAUACCCA